AUGGAAGUCAACGAAAGCGCCGAAGUUCGGUCUACCGGCACGCCGCCGACCAAUGGUGGUAACGGCGGGGGUAACUGUUGCGGCACGUCCCCUGCAGUCGGCGCUCCGACGGAACAUACUUCCGACGCGAAGAUCUUGAGCAAGAAUUCGAACGGCACAAUGAUUAUGACAUCCAGUCCAAGUAACGAAGCUGAAUUACAAUUGUACAGGGUAAUGCAGAGAGCUAGUCUUUUAGCGUAUUACGACACACUACUCGAAAUGGGAGGCGAUGACUUGCAACAGCUUUGUGACGCCGGCGAAGAGGAAUUUCUUGAGAUAAUGGCACUGGUCGGUAUGGCGUCAAAACCACUACAUGUUAGACGGCUGCAGAAAGCUUUGCACGAAUGGGUCAGCAACCCAACCAUGUUCCAAGCGCCGCUGACGUCUCCUGUCGCAGGUGGUGGUUCCAGUGCUAUCGUCCUGCCACCGAACCCGGUGCGGCCCUUUCUCAGCGUCUGCCCGAAUCCGUUGAUUCAGACAUCCAUACACCACGGUUACUAUACACCUCUAGGAUACGGUUACCAGCCGCCCACGUCACCAUCGCCCGUGCCCAGUUCGACCAACCAACUACCACAGGUUGCACAAACGAGCGAAGCUACAACUUCGGCUGGACAACACUAUGGUGAUAGUAACAGUCCUGGCCAAAGUCCAGGAUCGCCGUUGCAGCUGUCUCCGUCACUGGAUGAAUCCCAAAUCGCCCGGUUGGCUACGUCAGCUAAGCAACUAGUGCAAAGGCUACCGCAGUACCAACCCAAGGCACAGACAGCGAAACGAAAGGCGAACAAAGAACUCGAGUGCGUCAUGAACAUGCAGGAAGAAGAUCCUAGGCGCAUAGAAUCAAUUAGGAAGUAUUCCGCUAUUUACGGGCGGUUCGAUUGCAAAAGGAAACCAGAAAAACCUUUGACAUUGCACGAGGUAUCCGUAAACGAGGCUGCCGCACAGAUAUGCAAAUUAGUGCCUGCCCUGUUGACUAGACGAGACGAACUGUUCUCUUUAGCCCGACAAGUGGUCCGUGACUCGGGAUACCAUUACUCUAAAGGACAUUCCAAGUCAAGCAUGCUGCAGAGUUUCGGAGGAUUGACUUCGAACGGCGACUGUAGUUACGGGUCGAAAAGGCCCCGUCUGGACGAUCACGUGGAACUACUCAAAAUUCGGCGACAGGAACGUUUAGAUCAGAUCGCUGACGAACUAAAGGCAGUCAACGAUCGCCGAGAGGAGCUGGACCAGAGCACCAAAGAUGACCAGGCGGUCCUGCACCAGUUGGAAACCCUGAAGAAUCGCCAAGCGCAGCUGUUGGUGGAACAGAACGACCUGAGGCAAAACAAGUCGAUGCGGAGGGACAGGAGCGGCGGAAGGACGUCGUCAUCGGCCGGUUUCGAUACGGACGACACGGACUCUCAAAUGUCGUACAGUAAUACUAGUUCUCCAUUACAGGACAUUAGUGACUCGAGGGAUUCGAUGACUCGUUGCAGCGUCGACUACCACCACGACGGAAAACCAUCACAGAAUACCGGUAAUCAGAUUAACUUGUCUCACGGCGAUACAGACGACACGGACGAAGACGACGGAGAACCUCAGCGCCGUCGCCGCAGUCGCAGUCCGUCCACCCACAUAAACGGCAACAGACAUCUGGUUGAUCGGUUUUUCAACGACAAAGUCCAGAUAAUAUCGUCGAGCGGCGGCAACAUAAUCGCCGUCGCCAAUCCGGCGCUGUUGAUGUCCGCUGCGACGACAACGACGCCGCCGCCGCCAAUGAAAAUCGAACCAGUUUCACCGACGCGAGACGACGACUGA
Macrosiphum euphorbiae (potato aphid) is the source of this 1833-nucleotide messenger RNA. Lineage: Eukaryota; Metazoa; Arthropoda; Insecta; Hemiptera; Aphididae. The record is from the annotation of a GenBank genome assembly.